Molecule: messenger RNA, 5429 nt
Organism: Gopherus flavomarginatus (Mexican gopher tortoise)
Lineage: Eukaryota; Metazoa; Chordata; Testudines; Testudinidae
Gene: ODR4
Product: odr-4 GPCR localization factor homolog
Exons: 13
Coding region: 2104-3207 (367 amino acids)
Biological process (GO): intracellular protein localization
Cellular component (GO): endomembrane system
Source: RefSeq, a predicted model, not a curated record
AAAAUUAGGUCGAUUUUUUUAUAGAAGUCAAUCUUUAGAAAGCAAUUUUAUACAGUUGAUUGUGUAUGUCCCCACUAAGUGCAGUAAGUUGGCGGAAUGCAUCCUCAAUACUGUUGCUAGCAUCGAUUCAUGGAGUUUUGCACUGUGGGUAGCUAUCCCACAGUCCCCACUGCCCAUUGGCACUCUGGGUUAAGCUCCCAGUGCCCAAUGGAGCAAAAACAUUGUCGUGAGUAGUUUUGGGUACAUGGGAGGGGGAGAAUCACUGACAGGGUAGCCUGGAUGGGGUGGAGGAGGAGGGAAGGACAAGACCACAUUGCUUACUGUAGCCACGCUACAAAUCAAAGCUGUUUGAAUGACAGCCUUCUGUUGCUUGAGCCAUCUUCUGGAGUUGAGCGGCCGGGUGUCCGAAACCUUCCCCACCCCCACCCCCAUUCUUGAGUGUCUGGGUGAGGAGGAUAUGGAACUUGGCGAGGAGGGCAGGCGGUUAUACAAUAGAUGCAGCAGAGGUCUGUGCUCUGGUUGCCUUUCCUGCAGCUCCACCAGACACCUGAUCAUGUCCGUUUGCUCCCCCAUUAGCUUCAGCAUCUCCUCCUGCAUAUUCCAAUCAUGCUCACUUAGUGCUUUCCUGGUCUCUGCCACCGAAUGCUUCCAUGCAUUCAGCUGUGCUCUAUCAGUGCGGGAGGACUGCAUGAGCUCUAAAAAUGUCACCACGCAUACAUUUUUUCCACCUUCUAAUCUGCGAUAACCUCAGGGACGGAGUUGAUGCAGGGAGCACAGAAACUUUUGCACUUGCAUGAGGGAUAAAAAGGGAGUAAAAUUUAAGAAGAUAAAUUUCUGAGAACAAAAGGGAGACUUUCACAGUGAAUCAAGCAAUUCACAUCAAACAGCACGUGUUUUAGGUACACGGUCGCAUUUUGCCUUUUAUAUUGAGCGCCUGCCUGUGUGGUGACACAUCUCACACACAGCUGGGCAACAGAAUUCAGUUUCCAGGCAGCCAUGGUAAGCCAAAGGGUAUGUGGGUUUGGCGUCUUCUGCCUUCGUAACAUGUGGGAAUGAUUUCAAACUGCAGCUUCCUCUUUUUCCAUAGCAAGCAAUGCUGGUUAGGUUUGCCGUUUAAAAGGAGGGGCUGUGGUUUUGGGGUGUAUGUGCAGCUCACCCCUCCCUGCACUGCGUGGCUAUUCUCCAGGAUGAUCUCUUUUAGCCAAGUGCAAACAGCCCAGCAUGAAAGGGGUCCUUUUACUGUUCCCUUACAAAAAUUCCCCUAUUUCAACCAGGUGACCAUGAAUAUCACUCUCUUGAGGCUGACACAGAAAGAUAAAGACCGAAUGUUGCAUGAAUGCGACCAAAACCCAGGACCAUUCGCUGCCAUGCUUUGUGCUGCAAUGCUUCCAGACUACUUGUUAGUGGCUUGGCGUGGUAAAGUGUCCUACUGUGGAGGAUGAAAUAAGGCAGCCCUCCCCAGAAACCUUCUGCAAAAGCUUUCAGAGUACCUCCAGGAGAGCUUCAUGGAGAUGUCCCCGGAGGAUUCCUGCUCCAUCCUCAGACAUGUUAACAGACUUUUCCAGUAGCUGUACUGGCUGCGAAUGCAUCCCAAUUCUUCAAGGCAAAUCAGACAUUAAACACAAUUGCUUUUAACCCCUGCAAUGUAGUUACAAAUAUGCACUCACCAGAGGUGCCUUUUCUGCCUUCAGGGUCUGGGAACAAUUCACUCUGGGAAGUUAUUGGCUCCAGAGUGAUGGAAAGGUCCUCGCUGCUGGGGAGAACGAAUUCUAUGCUUGCCUGCUGGGCAUUCUCCUCCUCCUCCUCCUCCACCUCCACAAAAUCCUCCAUCAUGUUGCGUGAGACUCCCCCCUUUCAGGUGUUCUCCCCCCGCUCCUCCGAAUGGUAUGCAGCUGGUCAUAGAAGCAGCAUGUCUGGGGCUCUGACCCGGAGCGACCAUUUGCCUCCUUUUGUCUUGUAUGUUCCCCACAAAGAGAUUAUGUGAUUCUGGCUAUUCGAACACCUCUAAGAGAAGAGCAAAAUGAAAGAAACAAAAAUUAUCAUCCAAAAUUGGCUGACAUUGAUGAAGAAUGGGUAACAGGACAUGCUAGUCAGUUGUCUAGAAUGCUCCCAGGAGGACUACUAGUUCUUGGUGUAUUUAUUGUUGCAGCUCCAGAGUUGGCAAAAGACAUCCAAAAUGCUUUGCGCAAGCUAGUUUUUUCAGUAGAAAAGUCUAUAGGUAAAAAGAGGCUCUGGAAUUUUGCUGAGGAUGAGGUCUCUGACAGAGUGGCUCUUCACCUUUGUUCUGCUACAAAGAAGAUACUCUGUCGAACCUAUGAUAUGCAAGAUCCAAAGAGUUCAGCUAAGCCAGCAGACUGGAAGUACCAAAGUGGCCUGUCUGCCUUCUGGCUAUCUUUGGAGUGCACAAUUAAUGUUAAUAUCCACAUCCCACUUUCUGCUACAUCAGUCAACUAUGAACUAGAAAAGUAUACAAGGAACGGAUUAACCCGGUGGGCAAAACAGAUAGAGGAAGGUGUUUUUCUGAUCAACGGGCAAGCUAAAGACGAUGACGCAGAGCUGUUGGAAGGGCAGAAAAAGUCUUCAAGAGGAAAUAUUCAACACAGUACUCAACCCUUUGAUGUGAAGGUUCUGAUGCAAUUGUCCCAGAGUUCAGGUCACAGAUCUACAGCAACUGUGCAAGUCUGCAGUGGUUCCAUAAAUCUUAAAGGUGCUAUGAAAUGCAGAGCUUACAUCCAUAAUAACAAGCCAAAAGUUAAAGAUGCUAUUCAGGCUUUGAAGAGGGAUAUAAUAAACACACUCUCUGAUCGUUGUGAAAUAUUAUUUGAAGAUCUGCUUAUAAAUGAGGCACCCGAGAAAAAAAAUUCUGAGAGAGAAUAUCAUGCCUUGCCUCACAGAGUGUUUGCCUCUAUUGCUGGAUCAAACGUGAUGCUGUGUGAUUAUAAAUUUGGAGAUGAAACGGCUGGUGAAAUCCAAGAGCGUUUUUUUGAGAUGUUGGAUCAAGUUGUGCAUGGGGAAGCUAUACACAUAGCCGAGGAAAUAAACAUAGUUGCUAUAAGUCCACUUGUUGACAACACAGAUGACACGCAACAGAUGCAAUUGACAAAAGCAACACUACUGUUGAAAUUUCAACAAAACAUGGGUGUGGUAAUAGCAGCUGCAGUUGCAAUCUUUGCAGUAGCUUUCUCCUUUAAUUACUUCAGUGACUAGACUUCAAGCAAAAGAAGCAGUCUAAUCAGCAUGGGAACAUUUUAAUAAAAGAUGGAAGCUUUGAAGAUUUCAUAUAUUAGCAACUAAACAUGUUACCUAAAAUACACCAGUUAGGUGUGUUCUAAAUUGUAGUGAUAUAUUCAUCUUGUUUCAACAUGCAAAUACUGUAGGUGGAUCAGAUUUCCAGGAAACUAAAGGUAUAUAUCUUUGAUGGAAAUUACCUGUAAAAUAGCAUUAUUUUCCAGGAAGAAUUGUUUAAAAAAAACAAAAAAAAACAAAACCCUUUUCCCUGCUAUUUCAUUACAAUUUUAUUGUUAAAAACUUAACUACUAUAUUUUUCAAGAGACAUUUUCAAGGUUGUUGGAUCUUAACAUUUGCCCUUUUUAAAUUACCCACCAUGGCAGGUCUUGCCUUAAGGAAUCCCUUAACACUGAUAUGGGCUAAAAUGCUAUUAAGUAUUUAAAAGCGAGAGAGAGACAAGGAUUGAAAUCCUGAUUUCAAUGUUACCAGAAUUUCACCCCAUAUAUUCUUUUUGUUAAGUAUAUGUGUCAGGUUGGUUAAUGGAUGUAGUAAAUAUGCAAAUAGUUUGUAGCAGCCCCAAAAUCCCAUUUUAGGCCAACACACACUAUAUAAGUAUCUUAGCUCAAGUAUCAUAAACAGAAAUUAAUGAAAUAAUUAAACCUCUAAGAUGUAUGGAAAAUUUAUAUAUGCUUUCUUUUUCAUCAUGAUCUGACUUAUCCAUCCAAUCCUGAUUGACUCAAUUCCCAUCUUUCCUUGAAGAAAGAUAUAUCAGAUAAUUCCCCAGAUAUUCAAAUCCCAAAUAUGCAGACAGAUAUGAAUAAUUUUAUAAAUUUUUAGAGGCUGAUCAUUUAAAAUUUUGGGGAUAUGAAUGAGAGAGGUACGUCUAUGCUGUCUUUAAAGUUUGCUUUCCCUCAGGAAAUAUAUUUGAAACAAGGUUAACAAAUGUCCCUUUUAUACAAAAGUUUUGGCAUUCAUAUAGUUCCGAGUUACUAUAUAAAACAGAUAUGUACCAGUUUGAACAGUAUUUAACCUUUAACUGCAGCUUAAUGAGUUUAGAUGCAAAGGUACUGGAAUUGCAGGAAAAAAUCAGAAAGCUUUGAGCCUACAGCAUAAUCAAGCAUAAAAUAUUAGAAAACUUUGAAUAAAAGGUAACUUGCAGAUGAAAUAAUGUUAAAAUUCAUAGCCUUUUCAUCUGAUUUUUAUGUUCUGGAAACAGUAAACCCAGUAAAAGAAAAAUUUGAUGUACAGAUUUUUACAAUUACUGCUGACUUGCUAAGGAUCAAGAAAAGCUUAGAUUGACUCUUAGAGCAAAUUGAAGCUAUAAAAAGCAUUGUCUUCAUUAAGCAUUAGUAACACACCAAAUUUGAACAUUAUAGGAGUUCUUUUUAAUUGUUGCCCAAAGGCUAAAUUUCAGACUUGGAGCAUGGUUGAGGCCUGUAUUAGGCAAUAGUGGCAUCUCUGAUGUCCUCUCUUUCCUUCUCACUGCAUUGUUUGAAUGAAGCAACUUUGAAGGGUGAAGAAGGAAACGAGACCCCUUAUCGCAGAGUGCAGGGAUGCCCUCCUGCAGCAAAUGUAUUUUGGAAAUAUGUGCUAUUUGACAUAAAUCUGAUUGAUUUCCACAGGCAAAAUAGAAUGUUGACAAAGUAUCUUCUUAAUGAGCCAGGGACAAAUCAAUAAUAGCAGGAAUGGUUCAGCAAUAUCCAGAGGUGGAGAUGAGUUUCCCAACCUGCCUCAAGCCUUUUUUAAAUUUUCAAAACUGCUCCUUACACAGACACAGUCUGCUUCUGUCUCCUGAGGGAAUGGUAGGAAGAAGUCAGUCUGUUGUCCUAGUUGUGAGCAGGCACUUGAUUCCUUGCCUACUUCUGGCUGCUAAAAGAAGGUGGACCUUGGACUUUGGUACCAAAGUCCAUCUCAGCUGAGAGAGUUGGGGGAGAAAAGAGAACAUGGUGGGAGGCACUGAAGAAAGGGAAAGAGUGGCUGUCAGGGCAUUCUCCUGUAGGGGCUCCUUGACUUUGGCAUUUUAUUUCUCACUUACCAAAAAUAACGCACUUGGUUGGCCAGAGCUGCAUGUGUGUAUUUUUGGGAUAAGUCAUAUUGCAAAGGUUAAUUCUUUUUAAAAUAGUAAUCUGUGAAAUAUGUUAAUUGUUGACUGGCUGGUGUUUUGAUGACUUGGUCAAAAUAAAGCAUUUUGAAUAAAGAGA